CUUAAAGCUGCCACUUGCGUGCUGAAUAGUGUGGAAUAGUGUAAGCUGAAUUCGUUACACAAGAUUUUAACCGUUUACAAGUUUGGACUUGGUAUAGAAAUUUCCUUUACGCUAUUCCUCAGCAGGUGGUAAGAAACGAAAAUUUUGUAUCGUAUCAUGGAAAUCAGAUAGACUAACAAUAAGUACAUACGAUUCACUAGUAAACAUUUGAGACUGGGUCGCCAGAAAACAGAAGACUUGUUCUUUCUCGAUAAUAAUUUUAAAGCGUUAGCUUUGGCGUGGGUGUGUAUAUGCGCGCGUGCGUAUGUUACAAAACGUCGUUUCUAUUUAUAAAGAAAAGACAGAAAACCAAGUAUUUCCUAUUUAGGAGAAUGGAAGCGGAGCCAUUAGAGUUGGAAGAUGGUGAAAUCGUCGACGAUGAGCCCAGCGACAUCUUUGGAGCCUAUAAAAUUUUGGAAAGACCUCACGCUAAGCCGACACCUGUCACAGAUGUGUGUACAAAAAUGCGAUACAGCGACGAGUCCGAUGAAUCUGCCGAGUCCGAAAGUGAUUCGGACUCGGAUUCCACACAGGCCAAUAUUAAAAAGCCUAAACUUAAGUUGAAAAAGAAUAAGCAUUUGCGGAAGGAUUUGACAUCUAAGAAUGAUAAAUACAAAGUAUGGUGUAGCCAGAUGCAAGAAGAAUCCUUGACCGAAGACUUGACGUCGUGCGGUGUUACAAAGAAGUAUCAAGAACGUAGUGUGGAAAGUUACGAUUUUACUCUACGAUACCCAGGGAAUGGCAGGAAAGCUUGUAACAAUAACAGUUCUGAUGAAGAGAAGGACAUCGAACAUAGAUUGACGAAUAAGAGAACCAAUUCAGAUAGACGUGAUGUAAAGUUUAGAUUAGGAAAAAGGAGGAACUCCUUUCAGAUGGGUUCAGAUAGUCAGAAAGGUUCGGUUAGAAUAAUAGCAGACUUAUCUGCAACUAUGGAUUCGACAGAUGCUGAUGUCGCUGCUGACAUAGCCAAUAAACUCGUCGAGAGAAAAGAGCUUCUCAUAAGACGAGUAGUGGAUAUAAUUGGUAAGCAGAAAGCUAUCGACUUUUUCCAAAAAACCAAGGAGAUUGAAGAAAAUGGUGGAAUGUUAAUAAUGAAUGGAUCUCGUAGAAGAACUGCCGGUGGAGUAUACUUUUGGUUAGUGAAAAAUGACAAACAUAUCCCCCAAGAAAAGAUAAGGCAGAUAUUUUAUUCUGACCAAAAAGAGAGCAGCGAACAAAGAAAGAGAACUGGCAACUCGGGACGACAGAAGACACAAGAAUUAAUGCGAAGUUUCGAAGAUAGAUCCGAAAAGGAUUUACCAGCUUUGUUAACAAGAGCGGAACUCUCGACGAGACAAAUAGCAGAGGAAGUAAGAUUACGACGUGGUGAAGGCAUGGACAGAAUGCCAGUAGAUUCCGAUCGUACAGUAUCAAAUCCACCACCCAGUCCUGUAACAGAUGAUCCAGAUCAUUCCGAACAUCCACCGGUACAGAGACAGGUUCAGGAUUACACCGACGAUUUUCUCGAUAUUGGAGUGGACAUAGAUAGUAUGGAAGUACUCUAAAAUUAUUUCGUCUUACGUUUGCACAUACUCCAACAGAUUUGUAUAAAUAAAGCUUGUAAUCAGUCGCA
Molecule: messenger RNA, 1651 nt
Organism: Vollenhovia emeryi
Lineage: Eukaryota; Metazoa; Arthropoda; Insecta; Hymenoptera; Formicidae
Gene: Phax
Product: phosphorylated adapter RNA export protein
Exons: 4
Coding region: 291-1583 (430 amino acids)
Biological process (GO): snRNA export from nucleus
Cellular component (GO): nucleus
Source: RefSeq, a predicted model, not a curated record